AUGGCCCCUAUCAAUAUCCUGGCGCGUCUUAAGGCCCUCUACGCCAAAAGCUAUGAUGAACCGGUCAUUUCGGCCCAGACGGCAGCUUUCUUCUCGAUCUGUCUGACAUUAGUCUAUGUGGUCCCAUUCUAUGUCUCUUCUACCACUCGGCCAUCUCCCACCCUCAGCCGAGAUGCACCGUCCGUGAUCCGGGCUAGAAUUAAGGCUGUGACUCUGUCUUGCAUUGGGAGUACCUUGGCUGUCUCAUGGCUGAUCCUCGCCAAGGGCAAUGUCCCUCUAAUUGAGGUACUCAGAUUUCUUGGGUGGUGGCCCGUAGGAUUCGCGGAGGUUCUACGCAGCUUGUUGCUAACCGCCAUUCUGUUCGCCGGGCCCCUUUUCGAGCGAGGGAUUGCCGAAGGCGAGUGGAGAGAUUGGAUUAAAGGGAACAGGAUCUCCGAAACCCUUCGCGGGUGGAUCGGAUGGAGAAAUUACGUCGCUGGCCCGGUCACUGAAGAGAUCAUGUUUCGCUCCGCCAUCAUACCUCUUCAUAUACUCGCCAAGGCCUCUCCAAGCCGGAUCGUGUUUACAGCCCCUCUAUAUUUCGGGAUUGCCCAUGUACACCAUUUCUAUGAAUUUCGUCUAACUCACCCGGACACCUCCAUCAUAGCGGCGCUGUUCAGGUCGGUCUUUCAAUUUGGCUAUACCACCAUCUUCGGGUGGUACGCAACCUUCAUCUAUCUACGUACAGGAUCUCUACCAGCCGUCAUUCUCGCUCACGCAUUCUGCAAUUGGUGCGGACUUCCUCGUCUUUGGGGAAGGGUUGAGGCCGGGGUUCCUCUCGAAUCACCAUUAGCCAAAGGCAAAGGCGAUACAGAUCGGGGGCAGGUUUACGCGUAUGACCAACUCAGCAUUGGUUGGACCGUCGCGUACUAUGCAAUUCUCGUUGGAGGGGCUACUGGCUUCUAUUAUGCUCUGUGGCCUCUCACGGACUCUUCUAGCGCUUUAGUUGCAUUUACAGGUCCGUAA
Aspergillus bombycis is the source of this 1005-nucleotide messenger RNA. Its product is annotated as CAAX prenyl protease RCE1. Gene Ontology annotation, biological process: CAAX-box protein processing. The transcript is spliced from 4 exons. The record is from RefSeq and is a predicted model, not a curated record. The coding region runs from base 1 to 1005 and encodes 334 amino acids. Gene Ontology annotation, molecular function: metalloendopeptidase activity. NCBI's taxonomy places the organism in Eukaryota, Fungi, Ascomycota, Eurotiomycetes, Eurotiales, Aspergillaceae. Gene Ontology annotation, cellular component: endoplasmic reticulum membrane.